CGGCCGAGGGAGGGGCGGCGGCGCGAGCGGCGGCGGCGGCGGCGGUUCCAGCAUGAAGAGGAGAGCUGGCCUGGGGGGCAGCAUGAGGUCAGUGGUGGGCUUCUUGUCCCAGCGGGGCUUGCAUGGGGACCCCCUGCUCACUCAGGACUUUCAGAGGAGACGCCUGCGGGGCUGCAGAAACCUCUACAAGAAGGACCUUCUCGGCCACUUCGGCUGUGUCAAUGCCAUUGAAUUCUCCAACAAUGGAGGCCAGUGGCUGGUCUCAGGAGGAGAUGACCGCCGGGUUCUGCUAUGGCAUAUGGAACAAGCUAUCCAUUCCAGGGUCAAGCCCAUACAACUGAAGGGAGAACACCACUCCAACAUUUUCUGCCUGGCUUUCAACAGUGGGAACACCAAAGUCUUCUCUGGAGGAAAUGAUGAGCAAGUUAUCCUCCAUGAUGUUGAAAGUAGUGAGACCCUGGAUGUGUUUGCUCAUGAAGAUGCAGUGUAUGGUUUGUCGGUGAGCCCAGUGAAUGACAACAUUUUUGCCAGCUCUUCAGAUGAUGGCCGAGUUCUCAUUUGGGACAUCCGGGAGUCUCCCCAUGGAGAGCCCUUCUGCCUGGCAAAUUAUCCAUCAGCCUUUCACAGUGUCAUGUUUAAUCCUGUGGAGCCCAGGUUAUUGGCCACAGCCAAUUCAAAGGAAGGAGUGGGACUAUGGGACAUUAGAAAACCUCAGAGUUCUCUCCUGCGCUAUGGUGGCAACUUAUCUCUCCAAAGUGCCAUGAGUGUGCGAUUCAACAGCAAUGGGACCCAACUCCUGGCCCUGCGGCGGCGCCUGCCCCCUGUCCUCUAUGACAUCCACUCCCGCCUGCCAGUGUUCCAGUUUGAUAAUCAGGGUUACUUCAACUCAUGCACUAUGAAGAGCUGCUGCUUUGCAGGGGAUCGUGACCAGUAUAUCCUUUCAGGCUCUGAUGACUUCAACCUGUACAUGUGGAAGAUUCCUGCAGAUCCAGAAGCAGGUGGCAUUGGCAGGGUGGUCAAUGGAGCCUUCAUGGUGCUGAAAGGGCAUCGGUCCAUUGUUAACCAGGUCCGGUUUAACCCCCAUACGUACAUGAUCUGCUCUUCUGGUGUAGAAAAGAUUAUUAAGAUCUGGAGCCCAUACAAGCAGCCAGGAUGUACAGGAGACCUGGACGGUCGGAUUGAAGAUGAUUCCCGCUGCCUCUACACCCAUGAAGAGUAUAUCAGCCUUGUACUGAACAGUGGGAGUGGCCUGUCCCACGACUACGCUAACCAGUCCGUCCAGGAAGAUCCCCGGAUGAUGGCUUUCUUUGACUCUUUGGUGCGUCGUGAGAUUGAGGGCUGGAGCUCUGACUCAGACAGUGAUCUCAGCGAGAGCACCAUCCUUCAGUUGCAUGCGGGGGUCAGUGAGCGCUCUGGCUACACUGACUCAGAAUCGUCAGCCUCACUGCCUCGCUCCCCACCUCCCACAGUGGACGAGUCUGCCGACAAUGCCUUCCAUCUGGGGCCACUGCGUGUCACCACCACAAAUGCGGUGGUGUCAAACCCAGCAACACCGACCUGUGAGGAUGCAGCCUCUCGCCAGCAGCGCCUGUCUGCUCUGCGGCGCUACCAGGACAAGCGCCUCCUGGCCCUGUCUAAUGAGUCUGAUUCUGAAGAGAAUGCCUGUGAGGCUGAACUGGACACAGAUCUCUUCCCUCGGCCAAGGUCACCCAGCCCCGAGGAUGGAUCCAGCAGUUCCAGCAGCUCUAGUAGCUCGGAAGAGGAAGAGGAAUUGAACCAACGCCGAGCCAACACCCGGCAGCGAAAUGCCAUGCGGAGGCGACAGAAGACCCCCCGGGAAGAGCGGCCCAACGCUCCAGUUAAGCCCACCAACACCUACAUUGGAGAGGACAAUUACGACUACCCCCAGAUCAAGGUGGAUGACCUUUCCUCCUCCCCUAACUCCUCCCCUGAGCGGAGUGCUUCCAAUCUGGAUAUCCAACCAAGCCGGGCACCACCAACUGCCAACAUGGAAUCAGUAGAGCGAAAGAUUUAUAAAGCUUACAAAUGGCUCCGCUACUCCUAUAUCUCUUACUCGAACAACAAAGAUGGAGAAACCUCUUUAGUGGCAGAGGAGGCAGAUGAAGGGAGGGCAGGAACCAGCCCCAAAGAUAACCCAACCCCUUCUUCCAGUAAGGAAGCCUGCCCAACCCAGAGAGACCAGGAGCUGUCCCCUGAAGGCUGCAGCAGAGAUACUUGCAAAGAAGAGCCUUCCACCAGGAAUCCCAGCAGCAGCGCAGGCCAUGAGCACAGUAGCCAUCUCUGGGCAGAGGUGCCAGAGGGCACCUCUCAGGACACUAGCAAUAGCGGCCCUCUAGAACACCCUUUUGAAACCAAGAAGCUCAAUGGGAAGGCCCUGAGCAAGGCCCUGAGCAGCCGGGCUGAGGAGCCGCCCUCUCCUGUCCCCAAGGCAUCGGGCUCCACUCUCAACAGUGCGUCUGGCAACUGUCCCAGGACCCAGUCUGAUGACAGUGAGGAGAGGAGCCUUGAAACCCUCUGUGCCAACCACAACAAUGGACACUUGCACCCCCGACCCCCUCACCCUCACAAUAACGGGCAGAACUCUGGGGAGCUGGAGACAGUGGUCCACCCAGACACUGUCCAUGAUAACCCAUCCCUGACAGGGACAUUUCUGCACAAAGAUUGUUGUGGGUCUGAAAUGGCCUAUGAGGACCCCAGUACUGGAACAAAAGAAGACCCCACUGACCCCUCAGCCAUGGACAGCAGCAAGGUUGUUCAUGGCCACAGUGGCCUCAAAAGGCACCGAAUUGAAUUGGAAGACACAGAUUCAGAGACCUCCUCCUCAGAGAAGAAAUUAAAAACAUGAUAAAUACAAAGGGAAGGCAAAAAGCUACAAAAAGUAGCCUUACAAAAUAAUUUUUUCUUGUUUAAUGAACACAGAGGAAAGGAAAAAGUAUUAAAGGCACAUAAAACCAGAGCCUGAACCGUGUCUGCUGCUGCUCCUUCCGCCCACCACUCUCCAGUGGGUUGGAGUGUCCAGCUAGCACUGCCUCGUGCUCCGCUGAGAAGGGGGGAGACUCCUAAUGGCUCCUCGCCAGUGAGAUGGGAGCAUAGCAUUCCUGUGCAGGCUCUGUGAUAUUGAUCCUGUCUUGCGACGUUUGGCUUGUUGUGUGUAUGUACCUGCUGGCACAUGUGGGCUCGUUGUCUUAUGAGGCCUUUCUUUUAACUGUCCAUCAGCGAAGCCGUCUCACCUGUCGAUUGUUCACAUGACAUAGCUGGUCUGGUCUUAAUGAGAUUGUGUUGCAGUGAGCUGUAGAUUUAUACUAGCGGAAAGGAAAGGCCUGCCUUCAGCUCAUUGGCUGUGCUGGAAAGGAAAACAUGGCUCCUUUUUCAGUGCUCCAUGUUUUCUCCAGCUAACACAUGGUCGAGCACUUACUGUGACCCUAAGUGAAACAUCGUUCCUGCUAAGAAGAAGUUGACACUUAGCUCAGAUCCUGAUAGUGUCACUGUUUGCAUAAGGGGUGGAGCUGCCCUCUGUGCUGUGAGGUCCAUUCAGUAACUAGUGAGCAACACUCUUUAACCACUUACAUGCUGGCUCCUAAGAGGCACUCAAGGCCAGCAGGUGCUUCCUUGGCUCCAAGUAACGGAGUCUCGGCAUACUGAAAGAAGAAAGGACCGCUCAGGAGAGUGUUUUACCCAAAUUAAUAAAAUGGCUGGUAGAAGGAUGCUAAUGAGUUGUAGUAAAGAGCAGAAUGAGGUACUGUAUCCAGUGAGUCCCAUCAGUCAGAAUGAGACUGUAUCCAGUGAGUCCAUCAGUCAGAAUGAGGUACUGUAUCCAGUGAGUCCAUCAGUCAGAAUGAGGUACUGUAUCCAGUGAGUCCCAUCAGUCAGAAUGAGGUACUGUAUCCAGUGAGUCCGUCAGUCAGAAUGAGAUACUGUAUCCAGUGAGUCCUUCAGUCAGAAUGAGAUACUGUAUCCAGUGAGUCUAUCAGUCAGAAUGAGGUACUGUAUCCAGUGAGUCCAUCAGUCAGAAUGAGGUACUGUAUCCAGUGAGUCCAUCAGUCAGAAUGAGGUACUGUAUCCAGUGAGUCCAUCAGUCAGAAUGAGAUACUGUAUCCAGUGAGUCCAUCAGUCAGAAUGAGAUACUGUAUCCAGUGAGUCCAUCAGUCAGAAUGAGGUACUGUAUCCAGUGAGUCCAUAAGUCAGAAUGAGAUACUGUAUCCAGUGAGUCCAUAAGUCAGAAUGAGAUACUGUAUCCAGUGAGUCCAUCAGUCAGAAUGAGGUACUGUAUCCAGUGAGUCCAUCAGUCAGAAUGAGAUACUGUAUCCAGUGAGUCCAUCAGUCAGAAUGAGGUACUGUAUCCAGUGAGUCCAUAAGUCAGAAUGAGAUACUGUAUCCAGUGAGUCCAUAAGUCAGAAUGAGAUACUGUAUCCAGUGAGUCCAUCAGUCAGAAUGAGGUACUGUAUCCAGUGAGUCCAUCAGUCAGAAUGAGGUACUGUAUCCAGUGAGUCCAUAAGUCAGAAUGAGGUACUGUAUCCAGUGAGUCCGUCAGUCAGAAUGAGGUACUGUAUCCAGUGAGUCCGUCAGUCAGAAUGAGGUACUGUAUCCAGUGAGUUCAUCAGUCAGAAUGAGAUACUGUAUCCAGUGAGUCCAUAAGUCAGAAUGAGAUACUGUAUCCAGUGAGUCCAUAAGUCAGAAUGAGAUACUGUAUCCAGUGAGUCCGUCAGUCAGAAUGAGGUACUGUAUCCAGUGAGUCCAUCAGUCAGAAUGAGAUACUGUAUCCAGUGAGUCCGUCAGUCAGAAUGAGGUACUGUAUCCAGUGAGUCCAUCAGUCAGAAUGAGGUACUGUAUCCAGUGCCAGUCCAUUCAGCUGAAUUGACAAGCCUGGCACCUUCACUCAGGCUUGGAGUUGUCAGAGACUGUGGGGUUCCACCUGAACUUUGCAGAGUAGUGGGCAUCUGUUAGGAGGCAGGGCAUAUCGAAAGACAAGUCUUUGAUUUGUCUCCUGGCUCCCAGAAGACAUUCUGUUCUGUUGAAGUAGGUAACAACGGAGAGAAGAAAAUACCAAAUUUCCAGUGUAUAGUGGUGAUGGUAGUUCCUGAGUUGUCACUAAAGGCUUGUGUAAGACGGGAAGACCUAAGGAUGCCCAGAUGUCUGUGGUGUAGAUGUUAAAGCAGGAGGAAGAGUGGAACGUUGGAUGCAGAUGAACUAGACAGCUGAAGCCUGGCUGGAACUGGCCUAGAGAGACUUAGCACAAGGCAACUGGGGCUUCACUGAGGAGCGUUCCUUUCAGAGGAGGACUUGUCCUGCUGGGAUGGAGCUGAGAGAAGACCACCUGUGGAAGCUGAAGAAUGGAUGAUGUUCAGUGCUGGGAGCCAGGGUUCUUAUAAAAGGAAGGUGAUUGGUAAGAGCCAGGAGGAUAUAUCAUCUUGCUGAGCUUUUUGGAAGGGAGAUGUGCUUAGUGUCUGGUGACAUGGCUGAGGUGUGAAAGCACAGUUUGGGAGGGAGAGGAAGGCGCCUGAGGAGAGUGGGGAUGCAUACAGUCAGCGGCUCGACUCCUCCUGGGGAGUGGGACAGUUCUGUAACCAACCUUAGAAUUACUUUAGAUUUGUAAUUAAAAUGGUUCUAUGAUUUAUCUUUUGACUAUUCACAGAUAAUUGUAAAUUCUGGUUUUAUAAGCCCAAGUCAUUUUACAUUUGCUUUUCCAAAAUGAUUAAAUUGGAAUUUUUAAUCCUUUAUGUACAAAAAAGUUACAAACACUCAGUGUGUGUGUCUCUUCCCCUUAGUCAGCAUACCUGGUUCUUCUAUUCCAUGUUAUCUUAAUCUAAUCAGAUAGAUUCACAUUCCACAUAUCUUCCUGGAGGCAAAAGAAAGCAAAAUUAGCUAUUGAUAAUUAGUUUCCAACUGCCAAGUGUGGUCCCUCAUGUAAAAACUGUCUGUCUUAUUUGGGUACUCAAAAACAUUCAAAAGUCGAAGUACACUUAGUCCAUAACUGUAGAUGCUGAGAGAGGUCAUCCUUUGAGGGAUCAUUCCAUGCUGGGGAGAGACUUCCAAGAGAUGGUCCCUGAAAUAACCACCAGAGCAAGAGGAAAAGGAUGCUGCUUUUAACCACUCUACACUCCUUCCCAGAGGUCUUGUGUUGUGUGGUCCUGGUACUGGAACCCUGAUGUGAACCACAUCAAAGAUCCCUUUGCCUGGACCAUUGUAGAUUCCAGGUCUCCCAUGUUGAAGACAUAUUUAAUUCCCAAAUCCUUCCAUGAUGGGUGUUUUCCCUAGCAGGAGAGGACACUGAUCAGGCUGAGAACUCCUGGAAGUGCCUCUUAAGGAUUUUUUUCUGCAUCCUGUACAUAAUGUUUUAAGCAGCAGGUCCAGGUCUGUGAACCUGUUUCUCUUCCCCUUAUUUCUCACCUGGUUUUGUAAAUGAUUCUCAACUGAUAAAUGAGUUCAUUGAGUUGUUGGUUUGAGGCAAAAGAAGUUUGCAACUGUGCUGAUUUAAUAGGAGUCUCGUGUUGUCUGUCAAGGUGCCUUCCUCUGCUGAAGCCUUACCUCCUCACAGCCCUGCCUCUUCUCCCCCAGCAACGCUGACUCUUCUCUGUGUAUAUGCAAAUAAACCUAUUAAUCACUU
Molecule: messenger RNA, 6625 nt
Organism: Mesocricetus auratus (golden hamster)
Lineage: Eukaryota; Metazoa; Chordata; Mammalia; Rodentia; Cricetidae
Gene: Dcaf5
Product: DDB1 and CUL4 associated factor 5
Exons: 9
Coding region: 53-2866 (937 amino acids)
Biological process (GO): negative regulation of fatty acid biosynthetic process
Cellular component (GO): cytoplasm; Cul4-RING E3 ubiquitin ligase complex
Molecular function (GO): protein binding
Source: RefSeq, a predicted model, not a curated record